GGACAUUUCAUCCGAUAUAGUCGAUACAAAUUUGUUUGAGAAUCUGGUAGUUCGUGGUACUAUAAAUUUGUCUGGAAUUGAGGUUAGACUAUGAUCGAAACGAUACAAAGCGUACAGUAAUAAACUGUAAAUGUUUUUUGUUUGAAAAGUCUAAAUGGCUAGUCACGUAUAUAAAAAAAUGGCGAACUUACCAAUAAUACAUAAAACGAGAGAGGAUGACGUUCUUGAAUGUUUCCUUUAUCCCAAAUUUUGUUAUGCAUUGAACACAGAUAAUAUAACUGAAGCACAACUUAAUGAAGAAAUUGCGAGAUAUUAUCAAGAAAUUGCACCGUAUACGACUGAUUAUAUUUGGCAUAGAGAUGCCUUAGUAUUCCGUCCAAGAACCAAACAAGCAAUGAUGCUAGAAAGAAUUCUUGACAAUUCAAUGGUUAUAGAAGAUUAUCAAACUGUAGCUCACAUUUAUGCAACUUUACAUUUUGAUGAGGAUAUAGGAGAUGAAUGGUUUACAGUAUUUCUUAUAUACAAACUGACAAAAGUGUUUGAUGGAUUAGUUGCUAGAUUAGUAGAUUCAGAUGGUGAAUUUCUUUUAAUCGAAGCUGCGAAUGCGUUACCUCUAUGGGCUAAUCCUGAGACUUGCCAAGAUCGUGUUUUUAUACAUGAUGGUUUACUUCACAUUAUUAGAGAAAAAGGAAAGUCAUUUGUAAAUUUGUUGAAUAACAUUAAUCGUAUUCCACAAAAUUCUAGAGUAUCAGAUAAAGUACAGAGUAUAUUAAACAAACGCAUAGAUAUGUAUCCAGAGGAAAUAUGUAAAAGGAAACAUAAAGCAAGAGCUUUUUUACCAGAAAAGGCUGCAUCUAUUCUACGACAGGAACCAGGGCUCAUUGGGCCAAUAAUUAGAACAAUUUGUCAUUCGGAUCCAUUCGAACGUAAAGUUUGUCGUGCCAUGAGGUAUUUUCCACCUGAGCAACGUACCAUGGUUAAUGUAAAAAUGACUAAAUGUUUAUAUGCACUGGCAUCGCAUAGUCGGUAUACCGGUGAUCCAAGAACAGGUUGGAACUUACCUCCUGCAACUAGUUCCAAAUAUAAUGCAUAUGUUCUUGGUGUUAAAAUAGCAUGUGGUCUAGAAAUGUUAGUAGCUCGUGCUAAUGAGGAACGUAGAAAAAGAGCAAAAAAUGCAGCAGGAAUAGAUAAUGAAGGAAAGUCGAUAUCAAAUGAACAUUCGCUCAAUGCAUUUUUGUCUCGUUUGGAAGCUAGUGGAUAUUUCAAAGACUUGUUGGAAGGCAGUCAAGAACGUGAAAAACUUUCAGUUAUAGCAAAAGACUACUUUUUAAAACACUUAAAUUUAGACGAUACCUUACUACAUAAUGAUAAAACAGACGCAGAAAAAGUUCUAGAAGCAUGGGAAAAUAUACAAACGAAUGAUGUUGAGAUGUAUGCCCAAGAUGAAGGUACAUUAAGUCCUGCAGACAGUGACAGUUGGCUGAAUAUAGAUCCAGCACAAUUAGAAAUGCUUUUGAAUCAACAAUGGGGAAAUAGUAAAGACAAAAAACAUGAACAUGAGCCAUUGAGUCUUAGAGAAAAAGUACAAGCCUUUCUUAAUCAAAAUAGUGAUAUCGAUGGCGUACAAUUCGUAGAGGAUCAAUCGGCGGAUGACAAUACAAGGCAUGAUCCAGACGAUAAUGGCAGAAUAGAAUUUGAUGCUGAUGUGUUUGACAGUACCUUACGCGAUAUUUUAGAUUUAGUUGUGCCAGGCGGGGAAGGAGAAUUUGAAGGGAGCUCAGAAGGUUCAUUAGGUGGUGAUGAUGAAGAUAAAGGUGGCGAAAUGGAUAAGUACAUGCGAUUGUUAGAUUCGCAAUUGCAAGCAGAAUUAGUAAAGGAAGAAGAACAUAUUGAUAAUAAACACACUGAUAUAGUAGAAACAAACUUAAUGGAAAGUAUUCAAGGAGAAUCAGGUGGUUCUGGUCCAACUGGAAACAUAAUUGGCGGUCCCAUUCGACGGCUCAUGCAUUUGCAGUUACAGUCUCCCACAAAAGUACCUCCUGAUUUGCAAAGUUAAUAAUUCUUUAUUGAAAGUUAUAAAAGAAAGUCAUAAUAAAUCAAAUUCAUCUUUGCAUGUAAAUAUUGAUGUAGGCCUUACUGUUUGAAGCACAUAAAUAUUUGAUACUAUCACAAUAUUUACUAUGCCAAAGCAAUAUUAUGAUAACAAAUAGGUGUGCUCAGUUAGAGAAUACGUUUACAGUCUGUCUGUAUGAUCUCGAACUGACGUCAUUAUAGACAAAAUUAAAUUAACAUCAUAUCAUCUUUGUCUACAUUCUUAUAUUUUCACAAUUCAUAUUGGUUCAUAGUUUUCAUAUAUUUCAUAGUUCAUAUAGUUCAUAUAUUUCUAUUUUGUAUAAACUCAAUGCAACUGUAAUUAUGCAAUUAUUUUAUACAUUUACAUAUAUACGUAUGUUAUUGUGAGUUUGUAUUAUUAUGCAAAUGACAAGUUCACUGUUUGUCCUGGCGUCAGUAUGAAAAUUGCUUUUUAUACUCUCGUGAACACACCUUAUUUCAUGCCAUAAUGAUAUGUGCUUGUGCUGCGAACAAAAAAAAAAAUAUAAAAUAAAAAAAAACAAAGUUGUCAAACGUUAGAAACGCAAUUUCAAAGUCGUAUACAUCUUUCGUGGAUAAUGUUUAAAGUUUAUAAUGCAUCUAUCCAUUAUAAACAUUCAUGAUUAACUCAAAUAACAUAUCUUAUAAAGAUAAACGUAUGCACACAUUAUUGAUAUAAAAGAUUAUAGAUAAUAAUUAAUGUUUGUAAUGCAUAAAAGAGCUGUCCAUUAGGUAAAAAUUAUAAAAAAUAUGAAUUGUUACUUCUACAAUCUAUUUGAUGAGCCAUGGAAGUGCAAGAAGUUAAUUGUUUAAUUUGCACAUUCCAUAUCAUUAUAAUAAAUCAUAUAUCAUAUAAUUACAUAAAAAUCAACAAAACUAAAUUUCUUGAAUAUUUAUCAAAGUUAGUACCAAAAAAUUUGUACCUUUUUGUUAUACAUUUCAUCAUUUGGCUAUAACUAAGUCCAUUUUCACUUUUGUAAAUAAUCAGCAUUAAUAAUGGCAUUAUUGUUAUACAGAUAUCUGUAUACUUCAAUUUUUACUAAUGCAUAAAACACACACAAACACAUACACGUCUCUAAAUGACAUACAUAUAGAUCUGUACAAAUACUCAAUAAAGAAUUCCUAUCAUACAUUUAUAAAAA
Vespula pensylvanica (western yellowjacket) is the source of this 3233-nucleotide messenger RNA. Its product is annotated as protein ecdysoneless. Gene Ontology annotation, cellular component: nucleus. The record is from RefSeq and is a predicted model, not a curated record. NCBI's taxonomy places the organism in Eukaryota, Metazoa, Arthropoda, Insecta, Hymenoptera, Vespidae. The coding region runs from base 155 to 2056 and encodes 633 amino acids. The transcript has 5 exons.